Molecule: messenger RNA, 1608 nt
Organism: Danaus chrysippus (African queen)
Lineage: Eukaryota; Metazoa; Arthropoda; Insecta; Lepidoptera; Nymphalidae
Source: the annotation of a GenBank genome assembly
AUGGCAGAUAAACAAAAAACUCUUAUUUGUGGGGACGUAAAUGGAAACUUCAACCUAUUGUUUUCCCGCGUUGAAUCAAUUGUGAAAAAAUCCGGAGCUUUCGAGGUACUAUUGUGCGUUGGAAACUUUUUUGGUGAAGAUAAUUCCCAAUUAGAUGCAUAUCGCAUGAGGACAAGAAAAGUGCCAGUCACAACAUAUGUUUUCGGGCCGUCUAAUAGUGACCAUGUCCAAUAUUACUGUGAGGAAGGUGCUGAAAUUGUUCCAAAUGUUAUUUAUAUGGGGAAAAGGGGAAUAUUUACAACAAGCGCUGAUGUUAAAAUUGCCUAUCUGACGGGUAUGUCCCGUCGGGAAUUAGGCAAAGAGAUACCUUUGUGCACAUUUGAGCCGAGUGAUUGUAGUGCAGUUAGAGAUGCGUGUUUCAGAGGCAUAUCUGAAUAUAGAGGGGUGGAUGUGUUAAUAACAACACUAUGGCCGUCGGGCAUACAGCAGGAUGAUUGCCAAAAGGCAGAUGUUGAGCCAGAGAAAUUAUCCGAUCUGAUAUCAUGGCUUGCAAUUCACAUAAAACCGAGGUAUCAUUUCGUGCCGUCAAAAGAAAAAUAUUAUGAAAGGCAGCCUUAUAGAAAUCAAAGUGUACACCAGGAUUACAAAGAGGGCGCCACACGUUUCAUCGCGUUAGCUCCAGUGGGUAAUAAGGUUAAGGAAAAAUGGAUAUAUGCGUGUUCAUUACAACCCAUAAACAAAAUGCGUAUGACAGAUAUAUUACAAAGUACUACCGAUGAAACCUCUUGUCCUUUUGACCCUGAGUUAUUGAAGCAGCAUCAACCGGGGAAAGUUGUGAAGGUUUCGGGUAAUGGACAAUUCUUCUAUAAUAUGGACGCUCAAGACGAUGAUAACGGCAAAAGAAAACGGAAAAGUGGUGACAACCCUGAACGGAAAAGAAAGGAAUUUGAUCCAGAUACCUGCUGGUUUUGUCUAUCAUCACCGUCAGUGGAGAAACAUUUAGUGAUAAGUGUUGGGAGUCAUUGUUACCUCGCUCUACCAAAAGGUCCGUUGACCCCACACCAUGUUCUCAUAUUGCCGAUAGCUCACCAUCAAUCCGUUACUAAGGCACCAGAUGAGGUGAUAAAGGAAAUAAAAAGAUUCAAAGAUGCAUUGAAGAAGCUGUAUUCAUCAAUGGACCAACUGGGAGUGUUCUUUGAGAGGAACUUCAGAACAUCACACAUGCAGAUACAGUGUGUACCGGUCGGCAGGCAGUGUGGGGAUCAAUUACUAGAGGUGUUUCAGGACGAGGCUGGUAUCAACAGUAUUCAGCUAGAAGUCCUACCUCCUUACACCGACAUCGCUCAAGUAUCAUUACCAGGAGCGCCGUACUUCCACGCUGAACUACCUUCCGGGGAACAGAUAUACGCUAAGACACGACAACACUUCCCGUUACAGUUUGGAAGAGAUGUACUAUCAAGCCCGCCGAUACUUAACUGCGAGGACAAAGCAGACUGGCGACAGUGUCUCCUCAGUAGGGAGGAGGAAGACCAGCUCGUGGCAGACUUCAGACGGCAGUUCAGACCUUACGACUUCACCGCUGACGAUAGUAGCAGCGAUAGUGAUUGA